GCCCGAUGACGCGAAGGUGGCCAACAUUCGUGACUGGCCGCGUCCUCAGUCUGUGACUGAGAUGAGGUCCUUCUUAGGGAUGACAGGCUACUACCGCAACUUUGUUCAGAAUUAUAGCAUAGUGGCCGCCCCUUCAACGGACCUGACACGCCUUGACACCCCAUGGGAGUGGACAGACAGGUGUGAGGCUGCUUUCAAACAUCUGAAGCAUGCGUUGACACACCAUGAAGUCUUGAAACUUCCUGAUCCUGACAAACCUUUCGUGGCGACUAUGGAUGCCAACCAAUAUGGCAUUGGUGUCGUACUUGCGCAGCAGGAGGGGAAGAAGUUGAGCCCAGUAGAGUACAUGCCCAAAACGAUGCCCUCUCAAAAGUUGGCUAAGUCCACCUAUGAGAAGGAGCUCUAUGCGAUCUACAAAGCGCUAACCCACUGGAGGCACUACCUCCUAGGUCGCUUCUUCUAUGUCAGGACUGAUCAUCAGACCCUGAGAUGGAUGAAGACUCAACCGGUACUCUCCGACGCUCUGAAGCGUUGGAUCGAAGUCAUUGAGCAGUAUGACUUCGAACCCCAGUACAUUAAGGGGGAUUACAACAAGGUUGCUGAUGCACUGUCGCGUAGGCCAGACUUUCUCGGUGGGCUGGUCACUGAAUUUGGGCUUGCGGACGAUGUCACUCAAUCCUUGGUGGAAGCUUAUCGCGAGGAUCCGUUUAUGGUCGAAAUCAUACGUAGACUCGAGGCGAAAGACAAAGCAAUUGCCGACGAGUUUGUGUUGGUCAACGGCCUAUUGUUCCUUGAGAAGGUCGGAAAUAAGUGUUUGUGUGUUCCUAAUAGAGAGUCUUUGUGUAGUUUAUUUUUAGGUGAGUUUCAUGAUGCCAUCAGACAUUUUGGGUAUAGGAAGACUGCAGCAAAUCUGUUGCAGCGUUUCUGGUGGCCCACAAUGAUGAGAGAUGUGAAGCUGUACGUGGAGACUUGUCAGGUGUGUCAGAGAGACAAGCCACGUACACAUGCCCCUCUUGGGCUUCUUAAGCCCCUUCCGAUUCCAAAAAGGCCCGGUGAGAGCCUGUCUAUGGACUUCAUGGACACGCUGGUCACCAGCAAGAACGGAAUGAGAUAUGUCUAUGUCAUUGCGGAUAGGUUUAGAAAGUAUGCUAGGCUAGUCGCAAUGCCUGCUACAGCCAAGACCGAGUAUGUGAUCAAGUUGUUUAAAGAGAACUGUGUCAGAGACUUUGGGCUUCCAAAGUCCAUUGUAAGUGACCGGGACAUCCGAUUCACUAGUGAGUUGUGGAAGGCUGCAGCUGCAGAACAAGGAACACAGCUGCAGAUGACUUCUGGGAACCACCCAGAGGCAAACGGGCAAGCGGAGAAGCUGAACCGCGCUGUACAACUCCUGUUGAGGCACUACAUAAAGCCCAACCAGGUGGACUGGGAUGAGAAACUUCCUCUCAUCGCCAGCCUGUACAACAAUGCUGUGCACAGCGCAACAGGGGUGAGUCCUAACAGCCUGCUACUGACUUUUAAGCCUAAACUGCCUCUAGACUUCCUACUACCUGAGAAUCAGCCGACAGCUGCACCUGGAACGUUAGAAUUUGCAUAUCCAUAUGAGCAAUUGAUGCAGCAAGCGGUAGAAAAGAUGCACAAAGCCCAGGCAACAAUGAUAGAGUCUGAGAACAAACACCGCCGCCCAUCUACAUUUCAGGUAGGGGACAAAGUCUGGGUCAAAUCCUUGGAACUGGGACAGGAGCACAGGAUAUCACGCAAGCUCAUGCCACAUAACUUUGGACCUUGGGAGGUUUUUGAUAUUGUUGGAGAGGAUCCGGAUGGGCCAUCAUAUGUCAUUCGGAUCCCUGGUCAUCUUCGCACUUACCCUGUCUUCCACGGCUCUAAGCUUGCACCAUUCGAGGAAACUGAUCAGUUUCCCUCGCGACGCUGGAUGCUGCCCCCAACCAUGGAUGGAGAGGUCGACAUCGAUGAUAUCAUGGACCACAGAGAAAUGCCGGUUCCAAGUCCGACAGGCAGGGGCCGUCCUCUGAAGUCGAAGGUGCAAUACCGAGUUCGGUUCAGACAUCACACUGAUCCAAAGGAGGACAGAUGGUUCACUCGAGAGGAACUGAUGCAGACCGCUCCACAGGCUGUCGCUCAUUAUGAGAAGUCACUGCAGAAAGGAAAGCGCCAGAUUGAGUAAUCAACUUCUCAGAGGACUGUUGAAGUAUGGAGGAGGGAAUGUGAGGCUCAAGGCCUC
Molecule: messenger RNA, 2239 nt
Organism: Chara braunii
Lineage: Eukaryota; Viridiplantae; Streptophyta; Charophyceae; Charales; Characeae
Source: the annotation of a GenBank genome assembly